This is a messenger RNA of Daucus carota subsp. sativus, 1206 nucleotides long. Its product is annotated as transcription factor MYB14. The coding region runs from base 238 to 942 and encodes 234 amino acids. The record is from RefSeq and is a predicted model, not a curated record. NCBI's taxonomy places the organism in Eukaryota, Viridiplantae, Streptophyta, Magnoliopsida, Apiales, Apiaceae. The transcript has 3 exons.
AAGUACUAUACCGUGGGUACCUACCCCAACCCUCUUAAUUUUUUAAAAUUAUAUUUACAAUAUUGUUGGAUGGGGCCAUGCUCAUGUGAGUUGAAAAUUUUCCAAGUAUUUUGCUGAGCAAGUGUGGUAUAAAUAUUAGGCAAGUCUGGUGAAGGGUCAUUAAAGUUAAACCUCCUUAUAUACAGACACUCUCUAUUGUACUAAUACAAUUAUCAGAAAGUAAACAGUUUAGAGAAAAUGGCAGCAGCUUUCAAGAAAUGCCCUUGGACUCCUGAAGAAGACAUGCAGCUAGUGACCUAUAUCAGAAGAUAUGGCAUUUGGAAUUGGAGCCAGAUGCCUAAACAUGCUGGCCUGUCAAGAAGUGGGAAGAGUUGCAGAUUGAGGUGGAUGAACUAUUUGAAUCCGGAAGUUAGACGUGGCAACUACACUCAAGAGGAAGAUGAAAUCAUAAUCAGCCUGCGCCAUAUUGGAGUCGGUUGGUCUGCAAUUGCAGCAAGGCUUCCUGGACGAACUGAUAACGAAAUCAAAAAUCGCUGGCACUCCCACCUCAAGAAACGAAUAGCUAACAAUGUGGUGGAAGUCACUGAACCAAAAAUAGAGCAAAUAGAUUCCACAACAGAUACACUAAUGACAUGUGAAUAUCCAAAUGAUUUUGUUGCUCCCGAACUUCCUAAAUUAGAAGAGAUCUAUGAAGAUGAUCCUAUCCCAUCCUACGCGUCAAACAAUAUUGGAGCUUCCUCAAUCUCAAACAACAAUAUUGCUCCUCCGGCUUAUGUAAGCAGUGCUGAUCCUCACAUAAGUUUCUGGAGAGAGCCAUAUUCGUUAGAAGAUGUGUAUGGUAUUGAUCAAUGUGCAACAUAUGUUGAUCCUGAAUUCGGAAUGCCACGGGCUGAAGAUUGGUUUGGAGAGCCUUUUUAUCCAUAUUAUGAAGUGCUAUACUGAAGUUUUUGCUCAGAGACAGUGAGAAAUUGCGCAGAUUGAAUUGAGAUAUGACUCUUGCUCAUACUUUUGUGUGUGAUCUAAUUUUCGGUUUGUCUGUGUGUUUGUGUAUAUAUGUCAUAGCUUUAAUUUAUUUGGAGGAAUAUACUGGUAAUUAAUCUAUGUGAAAGCAUACAAUGCUAUGCGCAAAAUAAUUAAAUUAGUGAAACAGCUUGAUAUACAAUGUGCAAUUUGUUUUGAAAAGGUUUAAUAUGUAGUUCGUUGUCA